Messenger RNA from Lacerta agilis (Sand lizard), 1044 nucleotides. It is a transcript of the gene CNPY3, whose product is annotated as canopy FGF signaling regulator 3. The record is from RefSeq and is a predicted model, not a curated record. Gene Ontology annotation, cellular component: endomembrane system. The coding region runs from base 53 to 886 and encodes 277 amino acids. Lineage: Eukaryota; Metazoa; Chordata; Lepidosauria; Squamata; Lacertidae. The transcript is spliced from 6 exons. Gene Ontology annotation, molecular function: signaling receptor binding.
GGAGAGCUUUUAGCGGCGUGGCGGCCCUUCGCGGGGGUCUCCUCCUCCCUCCAUGGCUUCCUGGGGUCCCGCCGUCGCGCUCUGGCUCGCCCUGCUGGUAGGCCCGGCUCCAGGGCACGGCGGGGCCAUUGCCGAGGACAGCGAGUGGGUCAAGCUGCCCAGCAAAUGCGAAGUGUGCAAGUAUGUGGCUUUGGAACUUAAAUCCUCCUUCGAUGAAACUGGCAAGACCAAGGAGGUGAUUGACACAAAGUACGGCUUUUUGGAUGGCAAGGGAUCCAAAAUCAAGUACACAAAAUCGGACAUUCGCCUUAUUGAAGUGACAGAAAACAUCUGCAAGAGGCUUUUGGAAUACAACCUGCACAAAGAGAGAACAGGAAGCAACAGAUUUGCAAAGGGUAUGUCUGAGACCUUUGAAACACUGCAUAACUUGGUACACAAAGGAGUCAAGGUGGUGAUGGACAUCCCUUACGAGCUGUGGAAUGAAACCUCUGCGGAAGUGGCCGAUCUAAAGAAGCAGUGUGAGGUAAUGGUGGAGGAAUUUGAAGAUGUGAUCGAAGACUGGUACCGGAACCAUCAGGAAGAAGACAUUUCCCAGUUUCUCUGUGCAAACCACGUCUUGAAAGGAAAAGAUACCAGCUGCCUGACAGAGAAGUGGGCUGGCAAGAAAGGCGACAUGGCAAGUUCAAGGCCGAAGAAGUCUAAGAAGAAGGAAGGCAAAGGCAAGAAGGCUUCGAAAAGCAAAAAGAGUGGCAAGGACAAAGCAGGGCAAGAAGGGGAGGGUGAGAAACCGAGAGUCCAAGAGGUCCCUGACCAAUCAGAGGAGCAGGAUGAAGCAAAGGAUGCUGGGAAGGAGGCUACGCUUUCACACAGGCCGGACGAACUGUAGGCAAGGUGCCAGCCAGCCAUGCUUUUCCUCGCAUGGACUCGCAAGCUUGUAUUCAGGCCACUGAGAAUUGCUUUCGCCCACCCGAGUUGCAAGAUGGAGAUUUCUCAGCUUCCUCGAGGGGGAAGUGCCAGGCUGUUCCUGACGGGCAAGGAUCGCGG